Molecule: messenger RNA, 864 nt
Organism: Saxophila tyrrhenica
Lineage: Eukaryota; Fungi; Ascomycota; Dothideomycetes; Mycosphaerellales; Extremaceae
Exons: 2
Coding region: 1-864 (287 amino acids)
Biological process (GO): steroid metabolic process
Cellular component (GO): membrane
Molecular function (GO): 3-oxo-5-alpha-steroid 4-dehydrogenase activity
Source: RefSeq, a predicted model, not a curated record
AUGGCUCUCAUCCCAGGCAUCUUGCCACCCUCCCGCCCAACCUGGGAGCUCAUAACCAAAUCCUUCCAAUUCUUCCCCCUCUUCGCCGCCGCCCAAUGGAUCACCCCCUGGUACCCCGCCGGCAAAACCUCCACCACCUCCCCCCUCAACCUGCCCGGCAAAUGGGCCUGGACCAUCAUGGAAUCCCCCACCAUCCUCAUCAUGACAUACGUGAUGCUCACGCUCCCCGCCCAAGAAGGUCUCUCCUCCCUCCCAUGGGGCAACUGGACGAUGGCUGGUCUAUACGUGCUGCACUACAUCUACCGCGCCUGGCUGAGCCCGCUGCUCUUGAACCCGAGUAUGUCGCCUAUCCACUUCUUCGUCGCGGCCGGGGCGUUUGCGUUUAAUACGCUCAACGCCCUGAGCAUCGGCGGUUGGCUCGGCGGGUACGGACCACGCACCGUGCAGGACUGGGCGGGGCAUCUGUACGCCAUGGAGAUCGGCCUAGUACUCUGGGGCUGGUCGUUCAUGGCGAACAUCUUCCACGACGACGACCUGCGGGAAAUCCGGCGCUCCGCAGCACGUCGACAACGCGAACAAGCCGAAAAGGAAGGCAAACCCGUCGAGGGGGUGGAGAAGUUGUACAUGAUCCCGAAAAACGGCCUCUUCCGCUACAUCCUCUUCCCGCACUACCUCUGCGAGUGGUUCGAGUGGGCGGCGUACUGGAUGAUCGGCGGUUGGGGAUGUGUCCCCGCAAGGACUUUUCUGGUGAAUGAAGUGUCGACGAUGUUGCCGCGGGCGGUGCAGGGAAAGGGGUGGUAUGUGGAGAAAUUUGGGGAGGAGAGGGUUGGGGGGAGGAAGGCUGUUAUUCCGGGGUUGAUAUGA